Cuculus canorus (common cuckoo) is the source of this 2922-nucleotide messenger RNA. It is a transcript of the gene INTS15, whose product is annotated as integrator complex subunit 15. The transcript is spliced from 6 exons. Lineage: Eukaryota; Metazoa; Chordata; Aves; Cuculiformes; Cuculidae. The coding region runs from base 157 to 1512 and encodes 451 amino acids. The record is from RefSeq and is a predicted model, not a curated record.
UCGCUCUGCCGCUUUGUGACCCCGGCGGCUGCCGUAGCCGCUCGGGUGGCUCGGCCGAGGAGGGCUGCGCGAGGCGUUCGCAUUGUCCCUUUUUGUCCCCGGCGGCUGCCGUAGCGCCGCGAGGGGAGCACGGAAGGGAACGAGGGCUGCAGAGCCAUGAGUGACAUCCGGCACUCGCUGCUGCGGCGGGACCCCUUGAGCGCCGCCAAGGAGGUGCUCUACCACCUCGACAUCUACUUCAGCAGCCAGCUGCAGAGCACCCCGCUGCCCCUCGGCGACAAGGGCCCCGCCGAGCUCCUCGAGGAGUUCCUCUUCCAAGUGCCCAAGGAGCGAGGCGCCACCCCCAAGAGAUUGAAUUCCCUUCAGGAACUUCAGCUCCUUGAGAUCAUGUGCAACUAUUUCCAAGAGCAGACCAAGGAUUCAGUCCGGCAGAUCAUUUUCUCGUCUCUCUUCAGCCCUCAAGGAAACAAAGCUGAUGACAGCAGGAUGGCUUUGCUAGGAAAGCUGGUUUCCAUGGCAGUGGCUGUGUGCAGGGUUCCUGUGCUGGAGUGCGCUGCCUUCUGGCUGCAGCGAACCCCGGCUGUGUACUGCGUGAGGCUCGCCCGAGCCCUGGUGGAUGACUACUGCAAUUUGGUGCCAGGGUCCAUCCAGACGCUGAAGCAGAUAUUCAGUGCCAGUCCUCGCUUCUGCUGCCAGUUCAUUACAUCUGUCACAGCACUCUAUGACCUCUCUUCAGAUGACCUCAUCCCUCCUUCGGAUCUGCUCGAGUUGAUUGUUUCCUGGAUCUUUGAAGACCCUCGCUUGAUCCUCAUUACCUUCCUAAACACUCCUAUCGCAGCCAACCUGCCAAUAGGUUUUUUAGAGCUCACCCCGCUGACGGGACUGAUCCGUUGGUGCGUGAAGGCCCCCUUGGCUUACAAAAGGAAGAAGAAAGUCUCUCUCUCAAAUGGACACCCCCCCAGCAAAAUUGCCAAGGACUCGACUUCAGGAGAAGACAGAGAUUGCCACCAGCUGUAUUCAAAACUGCAUCUCAGUGUCCUGCAAGUUCUUAUGAUGCUUCAAGUGCAUUUAACGGAGAAGAACCUUUAUGGGCGCUUGGGGCUCAUACCCUUUGACCAUGUGGUUCCACUCGUUGAGGAAAUUAACAGACUGUCUGAUGAACUCAAUCCUCUCAACGCAUCCAAAGAGAUUGAACUGGCUCUAGACAGACUGGCCCAGGCUUUGCAAGUGGCCAUGGCAUCAGGAGCGCUCCUGUGCACUAGAGAUGACCUGAGAACUGUGUGCUCCCGCCUCCCUCAUAACAACCUGCUGCAGCUGGUGAUUUCAGGUCCGGUGCAGCAACCCACCCACAGCGCUCUGCCACCAGGAUUUUAUCCUCAUAUCCAUACUCCUCCUCUGGGCUACCCUGCGCAUGCUACGCACCCGGCGCUACCAGCUCACCCAGCUCUCCCAGCUCACCCCGUACAAACAUUUAUACCAGGAGUGACAUUCCCCUACCGACCUAUUCGCUAAAAUGCUAGGACUGUAGGGUGUUUCCAGUUUCCUUUAGUUUGAAGAAGCCUUGCAGAUGAAGCCAAACGUCUCGGGAACCACAUUUUCCUCUGGUGUAAAGCUGGGCAAUGCCCAUCUGCAGGAUCAGCCCUUUGCCAGUAGAGAAGACACAGGCGGGUGGGCUGCCCGCAUUUGGAUGAGGACACUAAGGCAGAUCAUAGGGAUGAAAGGAGAGGAUGGGAGAAGGCAACAAACUCCAAACCUCUGCAGUGUGGGGCAAUGUUUUUCAUCCACAUUGUUUCAUACAGUCACCAAGAGUGUGUUCUUUCUCAGUCGUGUUUUUUUCUGUAGCCCUGAUCUGCUUACAGCGCGGUGAGCCCAGCGCAUCCUGCUCUAGGAGGGCCAGAAAGAAAGGCCUGAGUUCUUUCAAGCUAGUCCACUCCAGCCUGCUUGUUUGUUUGUAAAUGUUUGUAUCUAUAGCUACAGAGUACCUGUACACUGUAUAUUUUUGGAACACAAAUGUUUGUUUCAGAAGCACAAGGUAGAGCAAAGCAGCACUUCCUAUUAAAGGAAACAAUUUAAGAAGCGUAAAAUAAAUUUGCUGCUUUAUCUUCCAGGUAGAAUCAGGGAAUGGUUUGGAUUGGAAGGGACGUUAAAGCCCAUCCAGUUCCACCCCCCUGCCACGGGCAGGGACACCUCCCAGUGGAUCAGGGACUCCAAGCCCCAUCCAACCUGGCCUUGAACACCUCCAGGGAUGGGGCAGCCACCACUGCUCUGGGCAGCCUGGGCCAGAGCGUCACAGGAAAACAUUUCUCCCUAAGAUCUUGUUUCAAUCUCCCCUCUUUCAGAUGGAAACCAUGCCCCCUUGUCCUAUCCCUGCACUUCCUGAUCAAAAACCCCUCCCCAGGUUUCCUGUAGGCCCCAAGUAGUAAUUAGAAGGUCCAGCUCAUUAGGCCCAUGUCAGGGAGGGAACAGAACCUGAUGUGGCUGCAGCGACCACCAUCUUCCUGGUUCAGCAAAUCCCCUCCAUGCACAUCAGUCACUUGAGGACCUUUGGGUGCAAUCCGGUGGGCUGUAACUGGUGCUGGCUGGUAAAACUGGCUGAAGGCUGACUGCGAGGUGCUGGCAGGUGCGGGAGCAUCCCAGGAAGGGCAGCAGACUGCUGAAAACUCUGCUGUGAUCCUCUGAACCCCUUCCACUGGGUGAAAAAGCAAGGAAGAAGGGUCUUUUCUACACAUUAGUGACUUUAUUGGACAGACUUCCACUGCUGUCCUCGUCAGGGAGGAUGUGGUGGUUGUGGUUACCUGCUCGCACGCUGGCUGCAAAAACAGAACAGAUGAAAGUGGUGAAAAUCUGGUUUGAACAAAAUGACCAAGAAAGAAAUUGUGUUUGCCCUUUUCUGGAAAGGGAAGGCAAUUAAUAAUACUUUAA